This is a messenger RNA of Gordionus sp. m RMFG-2023, 1889 nucleotides long. RefSeq names its product F-box/LRR-repeat protein 7-like. NCBI's taxonomy places the organism in Eukaryota, Metazoa, Nematomorpha, Gordioida, Chordodea, Parachordodidae. The record is from RefSeq and is a predicted model, not a curated record. The transcript is spliced from 9 exons. The coding region runs from base 159 to 1700 and encodes 513 amino acids. Gene Ontology annotation, molecular function: protein binding. Gene Ontology annotation, biological process: positive regulation of protein ubiquitination.
UUCCUUCAUCGAAUAUUAUUUAUUUAUUUGAUUAAAAAACACAAAAUAUUAAAUAAAUUAUAAAUAUGAAUGAAAAUGAUCAGUAAAUCCCGCGCGAAAUCCUAGGAAUUUCCAGCACGCUUUCGCAUUUAGCUAAAUAUAAUUUAUCGCCCAAUCAAAUGACCAUAGCAACCGACCAAUCCGCUAACUACAAUUCGAAUCCCUUCAAUUCCCAAACGGGCGGCGUGUCAACCUGUUACUUCGAUAAGUUAACCGAUAAAUUGAUCCUGCAAAUUUUUUCUUACCUGGAAAAGAAAUAUCUUUUACUUAUCGCUAGCGUAUGUAAGAAGUGGGAACAGUGGGUAAGGAAUCCGGCUCUUUGGCAAGAUGUCUCCUUCAGGACGGAAACGGGUGGAAUCGAGUUAGAUAAUUCAGAAUUGUGUACUAAGCUAAUCUCCGAAAGAUUUUCUCAGUUAAAAAGGUUAGAACUUUCUACAGAUUUAAUAACCCCCGUAGUUCUUGGAGAAUUGGCUCAAAAAUGCCCAAAUUUACAAAGUUUGACAUUAGAUUUCUCCUCCGCGAUGCAGCUCCAUGAUUUCACCGAACUCAACACGUUUCCUUCUAGGUUAAUUUAUCUGUGCAUCUACUUGUCGGACGUCAUAUUCAUGGAAGGGUUUAUGCGGAAGAUUUAUAGCUAUUUAACAACCAUAGAAAUUUUUCAUUUGAUAGGCACUUACGAAAAAUUGGAUAACAGGGAAGAGGAGGAAUCUUACGAAGUCAUAAACAUCCACAAAAUCAAAUCCCACACGCCGAACUUACGCGUCGUCAAUUUUUAUGGGAUCAAAUUUCUGGAGGAUAUGCACGUGGAACUACUUUCUACGAAUUGCGUUCACUUGGAAUGCUUAUGCCUAGACUUCUGCACCAAAUUCAAGGGUUCUUCGUUGAAAAUUUUGAUUCAACGUUGCAAAAAACUCAAAUGCCUACUGCUAGAAAAGACAGGGAUAACCGAUGAAUAUGUUCGGGCAGUCUCUUGGGAAAAUACGGCGAUACAGGAACUGGAUAUUUCCUUAACGGAAAUUAGUGGCAAAACUGUCGCUCUCUUGCUCCUCAAAUUAAAACAUUUAAAAUACUUUGCCGCUUCUAAUAUUCAAAGACUCAAGGAUGACGCCAUGGGGCCGUUAGUUGAGACGUUUGAUUUCCAAAGAAUUAAGACUCUCAAUCUUUCCUGGUGUCAGAACCUGGGCGAGCCUUUACUCGUAAAAUUAAUCAAAAGAUGUGGUCCCAAUUUAACUGGCUUAGAUCUUUCCGGAAUGUAUGAUCUGUUGGAAGCCUUUUGGACUUCGGUAUUGCCUUUGCUCAGAAAUUGCAGGAUAUUAAUAAUCGGAAUUCCGAAUGAGUGCUGUCAAAAGAUCCAUUCCAAGGUACAUAUCGAUCAAUAUAUAGAACUCAUAGCCCAAAAUUGUUCAGACAUCGAGGAACUAGAAAUACAAUGGGAUUCUGAUAUAAUGAGGUUUAGCGAAAAAUCUAGCAAAUUUAUCGAUCAUCUCAGAACCAAAUGCAGCAAACUGAAAUCCUUCGUGUUGGCUGAAGGGGAAUAUUACGAAAUGGUGAAAUCCAACUUCGAAAGAGCCGACAGAUACCACAUAGUGAGUUCGAGAAGCAAUUGCGUCACGAGCGUCUUACCGCUAUUAACCCAUUAUAGAAAAUUGUGUUUCACUUAAUACAAUUUUUUUUUAUCCAUUGCUGAAAAUGUUUACUUGAGUUGAAUUAGAAAAGUAACUUUUUUUUAAAAUAAAUGUUAUUUCCCAAGUUGUAUAUGUAUCUUAUUUUUUUAAAAAAAAUAUGUAUAUUGUUUGAUUUCGAUUUAGCGAGAGUUGUAAUUUUUUUUUUGAUAAUAAAUUAUGAUUACG